CUGCAGCGCCAGUGCGCGGCCGUCACGUCCUCCCCCACCUGCUUCUACCAUAUUCUCCCGUGGCCUCCUGCCUCCUCCUGCUGCCAUUCUUGUGCAGGUUGUGCCCUCGACCAGACCACCGCUCCCUCCCUUUCUGUCUCUGGAUCUUCCUGUAUUUUACUGCGAACUCCGCCGCCAAGUCCGGAGAUGUCGUCGCACGGCCCGUGCACGGCAGCCACGUCGUCGGCAGCCGUCGGCGCUGUCGUCACUUGUUGCUCCGCCGCCAAGGACGAGGAGGAGCAGCGGCAGAGGCUGCAGGGGACAGAGAAGGAGCCAAGACGCGCGGAGGAGGAGUGCAGCUCCGCCGCGGAGCAGGAGCAGCGAGUGGAGGCGGUGGGCCGGAAGCUCAGCGAGGCGUCGUCGCUGUGCGCCACCACCAACACCAACGGGGAGGACGACGACGACGACGAUGAUGAGGAGGAGGAGGCGCCGCCCAAGGACAUCGACCUCGGCCCGCGACUCAGUAUCAAGGAGCAGCUCGACAAGGACAAGGAUGAUGAGAGCCUGAGGAGAUGGAAGGAGCAGCUCCUGGGCAGCCUGGAUUUCAGCACCGUUGGAGAGACGCUGGAGCCGGACGUGAAGAUCACGAGCUUGUCCAUCCUGUCGCCCGGGCGGCCGGACAUGGUGCUGCCGCUGCCGCUGCCUGCGGAGCCCAAGAGCAGCAGCAAGGAGCCGUGGUUCACGCUCAAGGAAGGCAGCGCCUACAGGCUCAAGUUCACCUUCUCCGUCGCCGACAACAUCGUCUCCGGCCUCCGCUACACCAACACCGUCUGGAAGGCCGGCAUCAGAGUGGACAGGACCAAGGAGAUGCUGGGCACCUUCAGCCCCCAGGCAGAGCCUUACACCUACCUGACGCCCGAGGAGACAACACCGUCUGGGAUCUUUGCCCGCGGAUCAUACUCUGCAAGAACAAAGUUUGUCGACGACGACCGGAAGUGCUACCUGGAGAUGAACUACGCCUUCCACAUCCGCCGUGAUUGGCCGUCAACCCUGACCUGAUGAGCAGCAACCACUCACUAAUUGGAAAAAGUCUACAUAACCCCCUAAACUAUCUAAGGUGGACUACUUAACCCCCCGAACUAUUAAACCGGAUAUUCUACCCCUUGAACUUUCAAAACCGGUCAAAUAACCCCCUCGAGUGGUUUUGGAGGGUGAUUUUGUGUUUUUCUUUUUUAUUUAUUUUCGCUGAAACUUUGAAAAAUCAUAAUAA
Molecule: messenger RNA, 1249 nt
Organism: Sorghum bicolor (sorghum)
Lineage: Eukaryota; Viridiplantae; Streptophyta; Magnoliopsida; Poales; Poaceae
Product: rho GDP-dissociation inhibitor 1
Exons: 5
Coding region: 187-1038 (283 amino acids)
Biological process (GO): Rho protein signal transduction
Cellular component (GO): cytosol; membrane; cytoplasm
Molecular function (GO): Rho GDP-dissociation inhibitor activity; protein binding
Source: RefSeq, a predicted model, not a curated record